Micropterus dolomieu (smallmouth bass) is the source of this 683-nucleotide messenger RNA. RefSeq names its product GINS complex subunit 1 (Psf1 homolog) (gene gins1). Lineage: Eukaryota; Metazoa; Chordata; Actinopteri; Centrarchiformes; Centrarchidae. Gene Ontology annotation, cellular component: GINS complex. Gene Ontology annotation, biological process: DNA strand elongation involved in mitotic DNA replication; DNA replication. The record is from RefSeq and is a predicted model, not a curated record. Bases 1 to 555 code for a protein of 184 amino acids. The transcript has 6 exons.
AUGGUCCUGCUGAAAACCCCCAACCGAAGCUGCCUCUACCUCUCUCUCUCUACCUGUCUCUCUCUACCUCUCUACGUCUGUCUUUCUACCUGUCUGUCUCUCAGGAACCAGGCGAAGACUGAGGGUCGCUCUGACCUGAUUCCCUCCAUUAAACUGCGUCACUGCUGCCUGCUGAGGAACCAGCGCUGCGUCACCGCCUACCUCUACGACCGGCUGCUGAGGAUCCGGGCGCUGCGCUGGGAGUACGGCAGCGUGCUGCCCGCCAACGUCCGCUUCCACAUGUGUGCCGAGGAGGUGCAGUGGUUCAGUCAGUAUAAGAAGUCCCUGGCGUCCUUCAUGCGGUCUCUGGGUGGCGGCGAGGGUCUGGACAUCACGCAGGACAUGAAGCCUCCCAAGAGUCUGUACAUCGAGGUGAGGUGUUUAAAGGACCACGGAGAGUUUGAGAUCGACGACGGGACGGUGAUCCUGCUGAAGAAGAACAGUCAGCACUUCCUGCCUCGCUGGAAAUGUGAGCAGCUGAUUCGUCAGGGCGUCCUGGAGCACGUCAUGUCCUGAUGGCGUCCGAUCGCUGAUCAAGCGGGCAAAAUGUUUGAUCGUGUCGAGCUGUCGGAAGUCUUUAAUCCUGCUGUCCCUGAACACAACGCUUUUAUUCUGAUGUCAAAAUAAAGUUUGUUUCUCUAAAA